AUGGCUUCCGUACGUCUCUUAUUUUCUACCCUUCUAUUCACCAUCUUCUGUCUGCAACUGCUUUUCCUUUCCCCAACCCUUUCCACGUCCAGGCGCGUGCUGCACAAUCAUGUCACUGACCAAAAUGAAGCCGGGUUUAGGGUGGCCCUCACGCAUGUUGAUUCCGGGAAAAAUAUGACGAAGUUUGAGCGUUUACAACUCGGUGUAAAGAGAGGUAACCUCCGGUUAGAAAGACUCAUCAAUAACAUGAUGGCUAGAUUAUCGGUUGAGUCAAGUUCACAAGUAACGUCACCCGUUCAUGCUGGAAACGGAGAGUUCUUGAUGAAUUUGGCUAUCGGAACUCCCCCAGAAACGUACUCUGCCAUUAUGGAUACUGGUAGUGACCUCAUUUGGACACAAUGUAAGCCAUGCACCAAAUGUUUUGAUGCACCAACACCCGUUUUUGAUCCGAAGAAGUCAUCGUCAUUCUCUAAGGUCUCAUGUUCGAAUAGUUUAUGCAAGGCGUUACCAACUUCGGAUUGUGGAUCAGAUGGCUGUGAGUAUUUGUAUUCUUACGGGGAUUACUCGUCGACACAAGGGAUUUUAGCAACAGAGACGUUUAUGUUCGAUAAGGUGUCCGUGCCGUCGGUCGGGUUUGGUUGUGGAGAAGAUAACGAAGGUAGUGGGUUCAAUCAAGGUGCUGGGUUAGUAGGGUUAGGAAGGGGACCUUUGUCUUUAGUUUCACAGCUCAAAAAGUCAACAUUUUCUUAUUGUUUAACCUCCAUUAAUGAUGAUACAUCAUCAGGAAACCCAUCAAGUACUCUCGUAAUGGGAUCUUUAGAAAGCCAAAUAGCAAAUGAUAGCGUUUUCACCACUCCAUUGAUCAAAAACCCAUCACAACCAUCCUUUUACUACCUUUCACUCCAAGGUAUUUCUGUCGGAAACGUUGAUUUACCUAUCAAGAAAUCGACUUUCGCAAUCAAUUCAGAUGGGACCGGUGGGGUCAUCAUCGAUUCGGGUACAACCAUUACGUAUCUUGAAGAAUCUGCUUUCGAUAUGCUGAAGAAAGAAUUUGUUUCACAAACGAAUCUGAAUGUAGAUAACUCGGGUUCGACUGGUUUGGAUUUAUGUUUUGAGUUACCUUCAGAUGAUGGUUCAGGGGAGAUGUCGAUCGAGAUUCCCAAGCUAGUGUUUCAUUUUGAUGGUGCGAGUUUGGAUUUGCCAGGGGAGAAUUACAUGAUCGGAGAUACGAAUGCUGGAGUGGCGUGUUUGGCAAUGGGGGGUUCAAGUGGAAUUUCGAUAUUUGGAAAUAUUCAACAGCAGAAUAUGAUGGUGGUUCAUGAUCUCGAGAAGGAGACCUUGUCAUUCAUUCCAACUAAAUGCAAUCAGUUGUAG
Lactuca virosa is the source of this 1374-nucleotide messenger RNA. The record is from the annotation of a GenBank genome assembly. Lineage: Eukaryota; Viridiplantae; Streptophyta; Magnoliopsida; Asterales; Asteraceae.